This is a messenger RNA of Anopheles moucheti, 834 nucleotides long. RefSeq names its product U7 snRNA-associated Sm-like protein LSm11 (gene Lsm11). Gene Ontology annotation, biological process: mRNA 3'-end processing by stem-loop binding and cleavage. Gene Ontology annotation, cellular component: U7 snRNP. The record is from RefSeq and is a predicted model, not a curated record. The transcript has 4 exons. Gene Ontology annotation, molecular function: U7 snRNA binding. Bases 64 to 834 code for a protein of 256 amino acids. Lineage: Eukaryota; Metazoa; Arthropoda; Insecta; Diptera; Culicidae.
AUUCGCAUCUGCAAGUUGUUAAAUUUGUUCUCCCAAAGCCGUUAAUGAAUCGCAGUUAAAACCAUGGCUAGUAGUGAUUCUGAAAGUGAAACAACCGAUUCAGACAGCUCCUCAGAGUUGGACGUCGGCAGCAAGCGAUUUAAUCCGCUAAAAGCGCUAUAUUCUGGCAAUAUGAAAGUGCCUGUUGCAACUGCCCGGCUACACGAUAACGUUAGCGUACUGGAAUCAAAGCAAACCAUAUUGGGCGGCUUCGCGGAACCGUUUGAUGAAAAUCGGCUUAAGCAAAUACGUUCUGCCACCAGUUUGAGUAAAUCAAAAGCGGAACCAACAAACCUGUUACCGCAAAGAAGAUUUCUUCCAGAGCAAGGUCCAGUAAAGUAUGUGAAAUCGGCACGACAUACCAAAAACAUCUUUCUCCGGAUGGAAAAAGGUUUCCAAGGACCAUUGGCGUUAAUGUUAACUUGGAUGAACGAACGGAGACGCGUCCGUGUGUACGUUCGCAAACAGAAAGGGAUUCGGGGCCAUAUUACGGGUGUGAUUGAACUGUUUGACAAACACUGGAACAUGGCCAUUAGCGAUGUGUGUGAAACGUGGACCAGACGCAAAUAUCGUUACAGCCAGAACAACCAGCAUCCGGACAGUUUGCCAUCCCCAGCUGACUGCAGCGAGCGAUUGAGGCGGCUCGGAAUUGUUCUCCCCAAAACAAAGCACUUCCUGUGUCAAAAUUUGAAUACCUGCAGCGAACCGAUGCAACCGUUACAGUUUAAGCUUCAAGUUCAAUGCCCCACACGGGGCUUAUAUCGACCACCAUCGAACAACGUGACGAAACUCUAG